Messenger RNA from Anguilla anguilla (European eel), 2539 nucleotides. It is a transcript of the gene oclnb, whose product is annotated as occludin b. The transcript is spliced from 9 exons. Gene Ontology annotation, biological process: bicellular tight junction assembly. The record is from RefSeq and is a predicted model, not a curated record. Gene Ontology annotation, cellular component: apical plasma membrane; bicellular tight junction; cytoplasmic vesicle. Bases 183 to 1688 code for a protein of 501 amino acids. Lineage: Eukaryota; Metazoa; Chordata; Actinopteri; Anguilliformes; Anguillidae.
CAGUCGCCUACCUGGGAGGACAGGACAGCUGUGAUGCACUCCUGGCGUGCCCUUUUUUUUUUUAGCAUAUAAGUCUUCUCAGCGAGUGCGCUGUGGUGUUCCUACACGGACUAGGCGUAAAUCAGAGAUACAAGGACACUCACAACCAGGGAGGGACGUGAAGAUACUCUGCGGAAUUCAAAAUGCCCUCAGGCCACAAGGGAGGUCCUCCCCCUUACAAUCAUGGCAGCAGACACCACAGCCGGGAUUUGUACGGAGAGAGGAGUCGCUCUUUCAGGGAGGAGGAAUUCCUGCACUUCUAUCGCUGGACCUCCCCGCCCGGCGUGAUGAAGAUCGUAUCCAUCAUCAUCAUCAUCCUUUGCGUGGCCAUCUUUGCGUGCGUGGCGUCCACACUGGCCUGGGAGACAGACCUGGGGUUGUCAGGCCUUGGCGGGGGAAUGGGAGGCAUUGGGGGUUAUGGGAGUAGUUACGGGGGCGGUUACGGGGGCGGCUACGGGGGCAGUUAUGGGGGUGGUUACGGCAGCUACGGGGGCAGCGGCAUAGGCAGCUCUUCCUAUGGUUACGGAGGGAUCGGAGGCAACUACACCGACCCGGCUGCAGGGAAGGGAUUCCUCAUCGCCUUAGCGGCCAUUACCUUCCUGGCCGUCCUGGUCAUCUUCAUCCUGGUGGUUUCCCGCCAGAACAUUUCCCGCUCCCGCCGUUUCUACCUGGCAGUCAUCAUCGUCGGUGCCAUCCUGGCCAUCCUGAUGUUCAUAGCCACCAUCGUCUACCUGGUGGCUGUCAACCCCACGGCCCAGGCCUCCGGCUCUGUGUACUACAACCAGGUGGUGGCGCUGUGCGCCCAGUACCAAAACCAGGGACCCGAGCCCACCGGAAUCUUCAUCAACCAGUACCUGUACCACUACUGCGUGGUGGAGCCACAGGAGGCCAUCGCUAUAGUCUUCGGUGUCCUGGUGGUGAUCGGCCUGAUCAUCCUCGUGGUCUUCGCUGCGAAAACGAGGGCGCAGAUCCGUCAGCACGGCAAAGCCAACGUCCUGUGGGAGGAGGUGAAGCUUGUCGGCAACGGCACAUCACAUGAUGUGGGGGAGUGGGUGAAUAAGGUGUCUGAGAUGCCAGAGGUGUUGGUCAGCGACUAUCCAGACAACAUUGGAGGCUCCCGGAAUUUCCUGGAUAACACCAGCUUCGACUACGCCAAGCCCCCCUAUACCCCUGUGGGCCCAGAGCAGGACGCCCCCCUGUACAAUUCGGCACCUUACAGCAACCCGUCUGACAUCCCCAGCUCUGCAGGGAAACUGAAAAAGAAUAGAUACAAUGAUGGCGGCUACACGACGGGCGGGGAGUCUGGAGACGAACUGGACGACACCGACUUUGACGAUGAGUUCCCCACCAUCCUCACUGAACAGGACAGAUUAGACUACAAGCGCACAUUUGAAAAGGACCUGCUGGAGUACAAGGACCUGCAGUCUGAGCUAGAUGACAUCAACAGGAACCUGUCCAAGCUGGACAAACAGCUGAACAGUCUCCACGAAGGAAGCCCACAGUACCUGGAUACACUGGAUGAAUAUAAUCAUCUGAGGAACCUUAAAAAGUCUUCAAAUUACCAGUUAAAGAAGAAAAGAAGCAAAUAUCUGAAGGCCAAGCUUGCCCACAUCAAGAAGAAGGUCAGCGAUUAUGACCGUAGGGCGUGAUGUGCCUGAUGCUUGACCCCUGACCCCGUUCCCCCAGCCAAUCACCGCCUCUUUUGCCUAGGGUUCAAUUGUGCGAUUUUUGGAUGAAUCAGGAAUGAUCUCAACCAGCUAACCAUGAGAAGAUACCUGGGAAAAUGAAGUUUGUUUUACAUGUUUGGGUGCGUUGCUAUUGUAACUUGCGGUGUUGUUAAGUUCUGUCACAUAAUAUUAAAAAUAAAUGGCUCUUAAGUAUAAUUCUUCUCAGGAAACAAAAUGGAUUCGCCACCACACGGCAACAAUGUGACAUGCUACAUAUUCGAGAAGAACAACACUGGGUUAUUGGAAAGUUAUUUUGAAUUGAUGUCAACAUGGAAUUUGCAAUUCUAGUUUUUCUUUAAUAGGAAAAGAAAAACCUGUACAUUCAAACCAUUCUAACCAUCAAAUCCUUUUUUGUGAAAUUGUGAGUUUCUCUUCUUUGCUCAAAUAUGAACCGAUCCUUCAGUAUUUUUCUAUUAGUUUUAAUGUUUGGAAGACUUUACACUUCAGCAUGCACAUGAAUGGCCAGCAUUGCUACAUGUUUCCUUACCAUGCUUCACAACUUUCUUGUUUAAUUUAAAAUAAGCAAAUUAACUAAUCAUAGAGAUUUUUAUUCAGAUUAAAUUUUGUAAAUAUGCAAAUAUGUGAGUAUGACAAGUGUCUUUUUUGCAUGCAUCAUCUUGCUUUUGUUUUUAAUAAAAUAAAAAUGAAAAUCUGAAGUGAAAUAUCAUCUCAGGUACAUAUCUGGUUUUUUAAGCUGUGAUGAUGGAAAAGGUCAAUGUGUAUCUUUAUAUUUUGUAAAUACGAAAAUUUCAAUAAAAACAACAGUAAAGAAA